AAACAUUCAUUCAUCAAUUAAAGUUUCUUUCUGAAUAACUAAGUAAUUCAUGUUAUAUAAGUGUUUAUAUUGUUAGUAUAGGAUAAAUAUGAUCAGAAUUAAAAAUACAGACUAUAGACUAUAGUAAUACAAAGUUUAUUCUAUUGGACAAAUGUAAACUAAUUCUCUAUAUUCAAAUACAUUUUUUUAUACAAAGAAAGGAUGCACAAGAUGAUAGAAAAUAUGUUGAUUGUUUUCAAUGUAACAAUGAGAAUUUUCAUUUUACAUUUAUGUUAUGUAGGUACUGAAAUAUGGAACGAGGAGCUACUUUUAAAAGAAAACUUCAUAAAUGGACCACCUAACCUAUGUCAAAAUGGUAGACAUCAAUCACCGAUUAAUAUUAUGACCAAAAAUCUUGUUUAUGAUCAUUCACUAUCCGCAAUGGAGAUAGAAGGAUUAGAAAAGCAACUUGAACUAAUCGUUGAAAAUUGUGGAUACGAUAUACGUAUAAGUUUAACUAAUGAAUUUGUACAAUUAAAUGGUGGUCCAUCCUCAUAUGCUUAUCGAAUUUCUUUUAUGCAAAUUAAAUUUGGAUCAGCAUCAACUCAAGGAUCAGAGCAUACAAUCGAUGGUAAAGCAUUUCCAGGUGAAUUGCAGAUUUAUUCAUUCAACAAUGAAUUAUACAAUAAUUUAUCUGAGGCAUUUUAUCGUCCGAAUGGUAUACUUGCUAUCAGUGUUUUCUUUAAAAUUGGAAAUGCAACGAAUAAGGACCUUUUAGGAGUUGUAGCUGCAGCCGAACAAACAAUAUUUAAAGGUGAAACAUUCCAGCUAAAAGGUCUUGAACUGCGCUCAUUACUAACAUCAACACAUGAGUUUAUGACAUAUGAAGGAUCAUUGCCAUUUCCUCCAUGCCAUGAAACAGUUACCUGGAUCAUAUUGAAUCAUCCUAUAAUGAUUACUGAAACUGAAUUAAAAACUCUUCGGAGAUUACGAGUUGCCGAUACAUUAUGGUCAGGAUCGAUGGCUGACAAUUUUCGACCAACUCAAGCUAUUAAUAACCGUUCAGUUCGGACGAAUAUCAAUUUUCGUAGUUCGAAUGAAGCGUGUGAUGUGCGUAAACAAGUUUCAUAUAUUGAUAUAUAGGUAGACCAAAACGCACUGUUCCAUAAACCUUAGCAUUUAACUCUUGAUCCUACGUUGUCUGAAGAAUGGUAGAUGAGCAAUUUGAGUCAUAAAACAUCCCAAAAUGAUAAUAAACUGUUUUUGAAGUUACUUCAACGGCACUAUAGCAAAUAAAUUGGCUGGCGAGUCAGAGUUCAGUUAGCACAGAGAUCUAAUGUUUUAAUUUCCAAUUAACUGAAUUUUCGCCAAAAGACCUGUGGAAUUGUCAUACUUUUUGCAUUCAUUACUUAUGUUUGUAUUUCUAGACAGUCUAGGACCUUAUCAUAUUUUAGAUCGUCCACUUUAACUGAAGUACUGUUACUGUUUUCCUGCAUUAUCGCUGACAAAUUAUCUAUCCAUACUGUUUUCAACACCAAUCUUAUGAUGUUUAUGAACUACAGUCAGGUAAACAUGAGACAGUGCUAGAUUAGUAUUUAUAAACAGGUAAAGAAUCUCUCUCAAAAUAUUCAUCUUAUUUUUUAACAUUUUUGUAUUCCACAUGUCUCUUGGAAAUCAAUAAAAGUAUGUAGGGACGAAAUGUAUUUGAAAAAUCGUUUGAUGUAUGGAAUACGCACAUUUUCUUAUCUAAUAGUUAUAAAACAAAUGUGUUUUGGCAUGAAAAACCAAGUUUUAUUCUACACAACUAGAAUACAUGAAUACAAG
Messenger RNA from Schistosoma mattheei, 1803 nucleotides. NCBI's taxonomy places the organism in Eukaryota, Metazoa, Platyhelminthes, Trematoda, Strigeidida, Schistosomatidae. The record is from the annotation of a GenBank genome assembly.